Molecule: messenger RNA, 1635 nt
Organism: Coprinopsis cinerea okayama7#130
Lineage: Eukaryota; Fungi; Basidiomycota; Agaricomycetes; Agaricales; Psathyrellaceae
Exons: 3
Coding region: 1-1635 (544 amino acids)
Source: RefSeq, a predicted model, not a curated record
AUGUCCAACAGGACGCGAUGGGUCGUCGUGGACGAUGAUGACCCCAGCUUCCAGUUCACCGGCGACUGGAUGGUUAGACGCGACCCUUUUGCGGGAUAUCGCGGUUUUGGCACCACCUACCGCGGAUCCCAACAUGGUACCAACACCAGUGGCAACCUGACGUUUUCUUACAUUGGCAAGGAAAUCGUGCUGUAUGGAACCAGCGCGGUAGCCAGAAACUCGAACGACGACGGCUGGACACCUGAAUGGCAUUGCCAGAUCGACGGCGAGCCGGUAGUAGUGGAAAACUCGUAUCCAGGACCGGCGAACAACUUCCCUCUGUGCUCCUGGGAUGGUCUCUUUGGGCGGGGCGACUUUCAUACUCUAUUUGUGAACGCCACAGCGGGGGACGGUGGUGUGUUUUGGGUGGAUUCGAUACGGUAUCGUCCGGAAUAUGACGCGAGGUUGGAGAAGCCGACAGUGUUGAUUGAACAUACGGAUCCUAGUAUCAUGUAUACGGCAGGGAAUUGGCAGACAAUAACGGAUAGUCAUGGGGAUGCGAUUUUGGCUAUGCAGCCUGGGUCGGCGCUUGGGGUUGCUUUUACAGGCACUAAACUCACUUGGGUCGGUUGGACGCCGGACAACUAUCCGAGGGGCAACUCGACGGGGACCUACUCACUGGACGGCGGAGAGCCUGUAACAUUCGACAUACAAGGCCUUCCAUCAACCUAUACGCUUCGAAACCAGUACUACUUUGAACUGGAAGAUCUCGAGCCUGGCGUGGAGCAUACAUUGGUGGUAGAACAUAAAGGGUCCUCCACUCCCCUCGUGCUCGACUAUCUCCUAGUCGAAGAAGGUGAUUUCCGGAUGCCAACGAAUCCUACAAAAGUGACGCCCUCGAUGGACGAUUCUUCGCCUUCGUCGAGUGCACGCGUGUCCGAACCUGCCCAUCAUUCCAAGGAUAAGCCGCCGGUUGGGGCGAUAGUAGGGGGGGUUAUAGGCGGUUUGGCCCUCAUCGUCAUCCUCAUUUUAGGUAUCCUCUUCUACAAGAGGCGGUCGAGACGCCACAAUGCUGUGAAUGGAACGCCCUUACCUCCAGCACCAUACACCGAAGUUCCCGCCCAUAACUCCAUCCACCCUCCACCUUUACCGCCAGCUCAUCCGAUCAUGACCACCAGCCACACACAAAGCGCAUCACUCAGCAGUAUGCCGCUCAUGCACCAAACGAACCCGAGCGCGCAAUUCACGGACGAUAGCAUGGCUCAAGCGAGCAUCGUCCAACCAUUCAUCAUCUCUCAAGCGUCGUUGUCCAACACCAAUCUGAGCGCGGACAGGGACGUCAAGCCGUCGAGGUUAUCACCUCUGCGGAGAGGCCAGGUCCUGGAUGCGGCGGAUAAUAUCGUUCCGUUCACGCCUAGUGAUACGACUGCGAGCUCGUAUUCUGUUCCUUCUCAGCCUGCCAACAACAAUCCUGGCGGGUAUCAAUCGAUGCCACAGGGUCUUGGGCAGCAUAAUCCUGCGCAUGCGUUUUAUGGGGCGGGUGUGGCGGCUGCUGGUGGAGGUGCGAAUGUGGAUGUGGUUGUGCAUCAGGAUAGUGGGUUGCGGAUACCACCGAGGCCUGUGGUGAACUUGCCGCCGGUCUAUACGCGGGAGUGA